This is a messenger RNA of Lepisosteus oculatus (spotted gar), 1339 nucleotides long. RefSeq names its product C-type lectin domain containing 19A (gene clec19a). Gene Ontology annotation, molecular function: signaling receptor activity. The record is from RefSeq and is a predicted model, not a curated record. NCBI's taxonomy places the organism in Eukaryota, Metazoa, Chordata, Actinopteri, Semionotiformes, Lepisosteidae.
CACACACUCACACACACUCGCUGACUCGCUCACUCGCACUGGGACGCCGUGUCUGCAGCCCAGCCCAGCCCAGCAGCGCUCAGUCAGCCACUGCCCUCGCAGCACGAUGCUCUGCUGGGACCUGUGCACCACCCUGCUCUUCACAGCACUGCAGGUGAGGGCGUUCCCUUCCACCGACAUCAAGAUCACGCAAGCUCUGCCCCUGCAGCUGCCCGACCCCAGCCAGCCCAUCGCCUGCCCACUCUUCUGGACAGAGUUCGGAGGCCACUGUUACCGGUUCUUCCCUCUCAACCGCUCGUGGGCAGAGGCUGACCUGUACUGCGCGGAGUUCUCCAACGGGCACAAGUCCGCCAAGCUCACCUCCAUACACAGCUGGGAGGAGAACGUCUUUGUCUACGACCUGGUCAACAGUCGGAUCCCUGGGAUUCCAACGGAUAUCUGGAUUGGUCUCCACGACCGCAGGCAGGAGGGCACCCUGGAGUGGACCGACGGCACGCCCUACGAGUACAGCUACUGGGACGGGAACCAGCCCGACGACGGGAUUCACAGAAUUCCUCUGGACGAGGACUGCGUGGAGAUCUGGUACCGGCAGAACAGCGCCCUGAGAUCCUGGAAUGACAACAGCUGCGAUAAGGCUUUUCCCUUCGUCUGCAAACUCCCCACGCUGGACAGCUAGUCCCGGGGACCCACCCACCUGCCAGCGCAGCGCCUCUCCACCUCCACCUGUGCCGGACCCCCGCCGUGACCCCUCCAUCGCCGACUCUGCAUCUGGGGGAUGACCCCCCCAGCUCCGGCAUCCUUGUGCUCCGCUGUGCGUGACAGACUGCUCUGACCAGGACAUUACACUUCCCAGAGCUCCCCUCCACCUGGACAUUGUUAGCAGCCCCAUGACCUAUCUCUCAGACCUCGUCAAGAAGCUACAGUACAUCAUUGUCAUUCCUACUACUGUCUUUAUCAUUGCUUCACAUUAGUCUUAGUCCUGAUUCUCUGCCUUCAGAGGUUUACAGUGCGUCGCAGGUUUGGUACAGGCACAAGCACGGCUCUCUCUUCCUCAUUCGUGCGCUCCCUGGUGCAGACCGGCCUCCGCGGCGCUGGAGAGUUAGGUCAAGAAGAUGUGUUUUGUGCAGAAAAAAACAAUAAAGGCUCGCUCGCUGGGAAAAAAGCACGGAGGCUGGCGCUGGAGUUCGGGAUGCACCUGUGAGUUCCCUGCCCUGUGCUAUAGGAACAGAGACGACAGGUCACCCGAGGAGCAGACAGCUCAGUGCUCCCUCACUGCUGUGGCUCAGUUGUUUUACCAACACAAGGGAGCUGCAAAUUAAAAUAUAGUUGAGCUCUCUUA